Molecule: messenger RNA, 2169 nt
Organism: Aspergillus nidulans FGSC A4
Lineage: Eukaryota; Fungi; Ascomycota; Eurotiomycetes; Eurotiales; Aspergillaceae
Product: retropepsin-like aspartic protease/reverse transcriptase
Exons: 6
Coding region: 1-2169 (722 amino acids)
Source: RefSeq, a predicted model, not a curated record
AUGUUUGCCACCCCAGACGGUUCUGAUCGGUCGCGUGGGUCGACAGUGGAGAACGACCCCAAUGUGCAAUACCUUAGUGACUCGGCCAAGGCCUGCGCUGUCCUGAAGGCGGUGAGCCACCUACAAGACUUCCUUGCAACAACAAUCCUUCUUUCUCAUUUCUUCUUUAGCGAUUCCUUCUUUAUGAGGAGACCUUUUACUAUGACAACGGAAGAAGAAAGCGUCGCAUUGUUGCUACAGCAGCUCCAGGAGCUCCGUACAGAGAUGCGGACUCAGAAACAACAGCUCCAAGAAGAGAAUAACAGCUUACGGGCGGAACUACAGGCCUUACCACUACAGUUACAUCCGCAAACGCCCACCCCCUACGAACGAAGCUAUCCCCGUCCUUGUCACCCGGAUGUCGAACCCUUUACUGGAGAAGACCCUAAGGACUACCCUCCUUUCCAGAUGAACCUUUGUACGAAGUUUGCAAUCGACGCCGCCUGCUACCCUACAGAGGAGGAACAAGUUUACUAUGCCUACAGCCGCCUGAGAGGAAAAGCCAGCCAGCGUGUACUACCAUGGCUCUUGGCUCGCCAGAAAUCUGAGACUCCCGUGCUAUGGGCAGAAUUCUCCGCGGUACUAGACAAGGCCUUUGGUGACCCUGACCGACAGAGAAAGGCUCUUGUACGAGUGAAUACAAUGAAGCAAGGGAAACGUGACUUUGAAGAGUUCUUGAAUGAAUUUGACGAAGAACUUCUUAAUGCUGGAGGGAUUAAUUGGGAUGAUAACCAGAAGAAGGCCUUGUUGGACACGGCAAUUAAUGUUGAGUUGCUAAAAGCCAUGGUUGGUAUUAGGCAGGAGGAUUCGUACGACAACUACUGUAAUCAACUGCGCGAAAUCAACCACAACCUCCAGAGAGUGGCCAGGCUUACACGAAAAGGAUCUCGCGCUGCUGUCCCCACGCAUGUCGCUUGUACAAGACCAGCAGGAGGCUCUGACCGGACCGGGACCCCUGAUCAAAUGGACUGGGAAGCCACCCAUGCUCAAAUUGCAGCCCUACAAAAGGAAGUCGCGGCCCUCCGUACAAAAGGGACCAGGACCCCAAGAAAAGCUAGUCAGGCGCCUGCAGAGGAGAAGCAAAAGAGGUUGUCUGAGGGCAAAUGCCUACGCUGCGGCUGCCUGACCUAUGGGGUAAUCAGUGACAAGUUUGUCAAGAUACAUCAAAUACCCACUAUACCUAUCCACCCGAAACCUUUCAAGGGAGUGACUGGGAAUAUAGAGGAGAUUAAUAAGAUUGUACGGGUUCAGCUAGACAUCGGGGCGCAUACAGAAAAAGGAGCCUACUUCUAUGUGAUACCCGAUAACCUGGGCUAUGACUUGAUCUUGGGACUCCCCUGGCUGGAGCAACAUGAUGGAAGGUUAGAGGCUAAGAGGGGCAGGCUGUACCUCUGUACUACUGGAGUCCGUCUAUGGAGUACUACAAAGAGGCCCUUACCAAAGCUGAACAUAGCACAGAUAUCCGCCGCAACCAUGGGAGGAUUUAUACAAAGGAAAAGGUGCCGUGGCCAAGAUAUUGAGAUAUUUGCGGUCUUAUUGGCAGAUAUACAGAAGGCACUGGCCCCAAAGAGACAUAUUGACCCCUGUACAAAGCUACCAAGGCAAUACUGGAAAUACCUAAGGCUCUUUGAACAAGACAAAGCAGAAGAACUACCACCGCACCAGGGAGAUGGGAUUGAUCACAAAAUCGAGCUCGUACAGGAGGAGAGUAGGAAGGAUCCUGAAGUCCCCUGGGGCCCCCUUUACAACAUGACCCAGGAAGAACUAAUAGUCCUCCGGAAAACACUCUCUGAACUAUUACAGAAAGGCUUUAUCCGCGUGAGCCAUUCCCCAGCUGCAGCCCCAGUACUCUUUGUACAAAAACCAGGAGGAGGACUGCGGUUCUGCGUCGACUACCGUGCUCUAAAUGCCAUUACCAAGAAGGACCGCUAUCCAUUGCCCCUGAUCCAUGAGACACUGAACCAAAUUGGACAAGCCAGAUGGUUUACUAAGCUGGAUGUGUCUGCUGCCUUCCAUAAGAUCCGCAUAGCCAAAGGCCAGGAAUGGAUGACUGCCUUCCGUACGAGAUACGGGCUCUUUGAAUGGCUAGUCACCCCUUUUGGGUUGGCUAAUGCACCGAGCACCUUCUAA